Gavialis gangeticus (Gharial) is the source of this 3187-nucleotide messenger RNA. RefSeq names its product par-6 family cell polarity regulator gamma (gene PARD6G). Gene Ontology annotation, cellular component: apical plasma membrane; cell cortex; nucleus. The transcript is spliced from 3 exons. Gene Ontology annotation, molecular function: protein kinase C binding. NCBI's taxonomy places the organism in Eukaryota, Metazoa, Chordata, Crocodylia, Gavialidae. Bases 67 to 1221 code for a protein of 384 amino acids. The record is from RefSeq and is a predicted model, not a curated record. Gene Ontology annotation, biological process: regulation of cellular localization; centrosome cycle; establishment or maintenance of cell polarity.
GCGGCCCCUGCGGAGCAAGGGCGGAGAGGAGGCGGCGGCCGCGGGGAGACGCGGGGGGCCGGAAACAUGAAUCGGAGUUUUAACAAGUCUCAGACUCUGCGCUCCCCCGAUUGCAGCGCGGUGGAAGUGAAAAGUAAGUUUGGAGCAGAAUUCAGAAGAUUUUCUCUAGAUCGUUACAAGCCAGGAAAGUUUGAAGACUUCUACAAACUUGUUCUUCACAUUCACCACAUUUCCAGUACGGAGGUGAUGAUCGGGUAUGCUGACGUACACGGGGAUCUUCUUCCUAUUAAUAAUGACGAUAACUUCUUCAAGGCAGUUUCAAGUGCAAACCCACUGCUCAGGGUUUUUAUACAAAGGCAAGAUGAAGCAGACUACGGUAACUUUGGGACAAAUACACUGUCCCGGAAAAAGAAAGCUCUUGUGGCCCUCCGUAAUGACAACCUUCGGAGACGCCCCCAUCUUAAUAUCAGCAUGCCUCAUGACUUUAGACCAGUGUCUUCCAUUAUUGAUGUUGACAUUCUUCCUGAAACGCACAGAAGAGUGAGAUUGUAUCGACAUGGAUGUGAGAAACCACUAGGCUUUUACAUUCGCGAUGGGACCAGCGUUCGAGUAACUCCUCAUGGACUGGAAAAAGUCCCAGGUAUUUUCAUCUCUCGUAUGGUUCCUGGUGGCUUGGCAGAGAGCACCGGGUUGCUGGCUGUUAAUGAUGAAGUCCUGGAAGUUAAUGGAAUUGAAGUAGCUGGGAAAACUCUUGACCAAGUUACAGACAUGAUGAUCGCCAACAGCCAUAAUCUUAUUAUCACUGUCAAGCCAGCAAACCAAAGGAACAAUAUUAUCCGAAGCAGUAGGAUGUCUGGCAGCUCGGGCCAGUCUACGGAUAGCACAGCUAGUCAUCACAGCUUGCCUUCCUCCCAUGUUCUGCAGAACUUCCACCCAGAUGAAAUGGAGAGUGAUGAGGAGGCUGACAUUGUCAUUGAGGGUGGCCUGGAGCCACAGCACAUUCCCAAAUUGCACAGCCUGCCGUCUAGUAGCCUCUCCCGCAUCAAUGGCAGCAGUCUCAGCCACAGACUUCAGAGGGACCUAGUACUCAACAACAGUUCCGGCCGGGAAAGCAAUGGCAACAUCCAUAAAAUACUAAGUUCCUUAAAAACUGAUCCCCGACAUAGUUUGGUUAUCCCCAGAGGAGGCAUUGAGGAGGAUGGAACUGUGAUUACGCUUUAGUGGCAGUUCUUGUACUAUGUGUUCUUAGUCUUAAGUGCCAAUUGGAACAAAUCUUGACUCUUGCAACAUGUGAUGCACAGAACAAAAGAGAACCUAUGUUCUCAUAGACCUCAUGGGUGCAACAAAUGUUGCUUUCUUGGAAAUAUGGCUUCUGAGAUUAGACAUAAAUCUGCUGUGUAUUGCAAAUUCUUGAGAUGCAGCGUGAAUGUGGUUCAUCCUGCAUCUACGGUGAGAAUGAAAAUUAUUUUUAAUUUCAUAAAUCUGAGCAAUCCUGUAUACUAGGAAAUGGCAGAGCUGCACAAUUGAGUUAGCGUGUCUGCUAUAUAAGUGGGUGUCUUUCUAAUUUGCUUGUAUACAAAUUAGAUCUUGAUAGUUGUAACAAACCUAUUUGGGGUCUCUUUGAAUUGGUCAUAGAGAAAAACAUUGAUCUCCUUUCUUUUUAAAGGAUUAAUUAACCAGCAGCUGAUACAGCUGCUUACAUACAGAUUUUUCUGUUAACUCGUUUGUGCAGAAUAUUGGCCACAUUUUGUCUAAUCCAAGUAAGCUCUGUAUAAAGUAGUAUUUUCCCAGUGUGGUGGUUGCCAGGUUUGGGAAAUGCUGCAGUUACUCUUUCCAAAUAAAUUCUGGCCAAAUGAGAUUUAUAUAUAUAUAUUUUUAAAGUCUUAAGUGAGAAGGGAAAAGAAGGAUGUUGAUGCUGUUAUUCCUUUUAGAUCAGCACCACCUGCUGGUCAGUGGCAGUACUGUCUGAGUUAUAAACUAUUUUUUAUGUUUGAUUUACCGAUUGUGGAAAGGAAAAUAGAUUACCUAGAGGGUUUUUAACUGACUUCUGUUUCUUUGCAUUCUUUUUCUUUUUAAAAUAUUUAUUAGACAAAAUUUACCAGAUGUCAUGAUUAUGGUUUCCAUCAUCUCCAUUGUUGGGUAAACAAUUACUGUUAAUUUAAGGGAUAUAAGCAGGAAGGCAGCAAAAAUGCAAGACACGGGUUAAGACCAUGACCUAAACCAUAUAACUGACAAAGCAUCUCACUAUUUUGGUGGUGGGGAAACCAUAAUCCAUAAAGUCUUUAGCUACAAAAGACUGGCUAUGUUACACUUAAGCAGUAUUGACUAACAUUCUAGGCUAACUCUGAAUAGGUUGCUCAGACCCCUUCAGUUGUCAUCAGGCAUCAGAGAGGGGCCUGAAAUGUUUGGUACAAAGCUUUUUAGGAAUUUAAAAUACAACUUAUGUCAUAGGUUACUAAAAGAUCUUUAUUUGAUACUGCUUACACUACCAACUUUAAGACAAUAACUGGACCAGGUACACAAAAGAAAACCCAUUUACUUCCAGUUCAGUUUUUUUCUUUGCCACAGAAAAUACCAUGAGGUGUUAAAAUGGUCUAAUCUAAAAUGUUUUGUAAUAUCCAACAGUUUAAAGAACAAAAUAUAAAUGUUGUACAAUGUAUUUUUCUACUUUACCUUAUGUGUCAUUUUCUUUUGGUUUUUUUUAACUUUGUAGCGUGGAUUAAAGCUUUUUCUUUUUUAAUGUAGUGAAAUGGGCUUUUUUUUUUUACUUAAUAUACUGCUUUGAUUUAAACAUUUGAAACACUUUGUUUUAAAAGAUGAUUUCAGUUUUGGAGUUGGAGGAAAGAUGUAUGUGGAUCAAUUUCCUGUUACUCAUUUAAAGUACAUAUGAGCAACAGUUAGAUAAGCUUUGGGACACUGAACUAAAUCCGUGCAUUUAUUUUUGGUCUUAUUUAUUAAUAUUUUUUCAUUUGCUGUUCUAGGCACCAUAAGCAAAUUUGCUCAGGCUUAGCAAGAGUGAAAUAUCAGUCUUGUUACUCCAUCUUACAACAACUUUAUUUGUAUCCUUCCAAAAGUAGUUAUUUUUAUCUGAUGGAUGUUGGUGCAGCAGCUAGCUUUAAUUACUUACUGUGCCAUUACCUGCUUCAGUCAAUCAGACCAGUUAUCAAUAAAAGCAGUGUUAUUUGAA